AUGGUUCGGGGAUCCGCCGUGUUUGCGCUCUUCCUUGUGUUGUUCGCGGCGGCUCAUGGCGAAAGCGAUACACCCGCGAUUUCAUGGCAAGCCAUCUCCCUCGCGGUAGAUGGACGAAAAGUUCUCAAGAACCUGAAUGGUGUCGCAUAUCCGGGCAGGUUGCUGGCCAUCAUGGGGCCGUCAGGAGCCGGCAAGACAUCUCUGCUACAGGUUCUUGGAGGGACCUUGUCGCAGCGACCAAGGCAGAAGCUAUCUGGAAGAUUGUCAGGUUCAGCUUAUCAUGGUCGUAUUGAUCGGACGUAUGGAUUUGUCGGGCAGGAAGAUCAGUUCUUUUCCCACUUGUCAGUUCAAGAGACGUUGCAAAUGGCAGCCAAACUCCGACUCCCUGGAACCUCCACAGCCCAUCGCAAAGAGGUUGGGCAACGGAGGAGUGGGGGAGAUUGGAGGGCAGGAGGGGAGGACAAGACGAGGAAGAAGGGGAAGGAGAUCAACGGGGGAGAAGGAGAGGAAGAGGAGAGAAGAAGAGGAAGUGGAGAGAAGAAGAAAAUUGUUGAGGACACUCCAUCUAUCGAACGUGCGGUAGUGAAUCGAGGGUUGGAAAUGAGAGGACGCGAGGAAUAUCAGGAGGAGAACGACGUCGACUUGCUCUCGCUUCUGUUUCUCCUGAUCCAGUACCGUGCCCGCAUCCUCGUCGCCAUUUUCAUUCUUUCUCUGAAGUGGAACAGUCCAGAUAUCAUCUUUGCAGACGAGCCGACGUCAGGCCUCGAUGCCUUCCAAGCGGAGAGGAUGAUCCUCGUUCUCCGCAAGCUAGCAGACUCAGGGCACACAGGUCUGGCGUAUAUUGGAUGA
Messenger RNA from Guillardia theta CCMP2712, 849 nucleotides. RefSeq lists its product as hypothetical. The transcript has 12 exons. The record is from RefSeq and is a predicted model, not a curated record. Gene Ontology annotation, molecular function: ATP binding; ATP hydrolysis activity. Bases 1 to 849 code for a protein of 282 amino acids. Lineage: Eukaryota; Cryptophyceae; Pyrenomonadales; Geminigeraceae.